CUUUCUCCUUUGGGUACCAGCUCCUUACUGUCCUGUAGGCGUCCGUGCUUGUGGCCAAGAUAAAGAGGACUUAAAUUCUUAAAUCUCAGAAGAGUUCCCUCCUCCCCGCCCCCUUCCUUCCUGUCUGCAGGUCCAAGGGUCUGUGUUCACAGACAUCUCGAGGCGAGAAAAGGAGGAAACUAUCCCGAAUCUUCACAGCUGGAAACAACAUCAUGCAAAAACCCUGCAAAGAGAAUGAAGGAAAGCCCAAGUGCAGCGUUCCAAAGAGAGAGGAAGAACGCCCCUAUGGAGAAUUUGAACGCCAGCAAACAGAAGGGAAUUUUAGGCAAAGGCUGCUUCAGUCUCUCGAGGAAUUUAAAGAGGACAUAGAUUAUAGGCACUUUAAAGAUGAAGAAAUGACAAGGGAGGGAGAUGAGAUGGAAAGGUGUUUGGAAGAGAUAAGGGGUCUGAGAAAGAAAUUUAGGGCUCUGCAUUCGAACCAUAGGCAUUCCCGGGACCGUCCUUAUCCCAUUUAAUGCAUUUCUCCUCUAUUGGAGAAUUCAACUAUUUUUUGUUAUUAAUAUUACCACCAUUGUCUUCUUUUUGUCUGCAUUUUCUUGCUAUAUAUUGCUACCAUUUUACUCCUAUCCUUCAAUGUUCCUUUGAUUUGCAUAUGACUCCUUUUACCACCAUCUCAUCUUUUACCCAAUCUCACUCAUUUAAUAAGAAUGUUGCAUUCAUUUGCAUGGGAAGAUGCUCAUUUGUAUUGUAAAGUGAAAACAAUAAGUUGGAAAACAGUGUGUGUGUGUAUAUGUGUGUAUAUAUAUAUUUAUACACAUACACACUUUAUAUGUGACAAAAUGCAAAAGAAAAACUCUGAAUUAUUAUACACCAAAAGUUUAACAGUGAACCUCUGUGUGAUCUGUAUUUUAUUUCUUUUUUUGCUAUCUGCAUCUUCUCAUUUUCCAAAAAAUGAAUAUAUAUGUGUGUGUAUGUGUGUGUAUUGUGUCACAAAAAACCCAAAAUAAACAGACACAAAACUUGUCAAUCACCUUUGUAGGGCAGUAAAACGCUUAAUAAACUCUUGACAAAAGAACUAUAAAAAAGAAAUGUAAACUUCAAAUUACCUCUGGAUCUCUUAGCUAGGGGAAUAAAACUGGCAUUUAUUACAGAUACACUUGCUUAAGACUCAGUCUUUUUCACGGGGAAAACCUUUGCCUCAUAGGGCUGCUAUCAGGAACAAAUGAGGUGACUCCGAGCUAUGCUUGGUGGACUCUUGUUCCCACCUGUGCAUAUAGAACCCCAACUGACUACAGCAUCAGUUAUUUGAGGGAGUGCCCUGACACGACUUACCGGUGCUCAGGAACAAGUCCAUUAGUAGGCAGGGUGGUGGGGGCUUCAUGCCAGUCAUCUGCUGUCGAGCCCCACCCUCCUCCCCUGGCUUCUGCCACACCUGCUGGGCACUGCUGCCUCAUCUGCUAGGUCCUUAGCUCUCUGCUGGCCCUCACUGCUCCUGGUGCACCGGAGUCCUCGGGUGCCAAAACCCACUCACUUUCCUGGAGUCCCCAGUGGGUCAAACCCCCACUCUGUCUCCUGAAACCUCCCUGCUUCAUUAGUGACCCUUAACACAGGUGAGACUCCUCUAGG
Messenger RNA from Ailuropoda melanoleuca (giant panda), 1626 nucleotides. RefSeq names its product transcription elongation factor A like 7 (gene TCEAL7). The transcript is spliced from 3 exons. The coding region runs from base 213 to 515 and encodes 100 amino acids. The record is from RefSeq and is a predicted model, not a curated record. NCBI's taxonomy places the organism in Eukaryota, Metazoa, Chordata, Mammalia, Carnivora, Ursidae.